AUGGACGAAGAUGAUUCAAUUUCAGAAAAAUCAAACUCAGUAGCUUUCAUCCGUGAAGUAAGACCGGCAAAAAUUCAAGUCGACAAAUCAAUCGGUGGAGUUGAAGUGCAAGUAGUACCCAACAAUACGACAAAUGUACCAGUUCACGUCCCCCAACCGGAAACACUACCGAUCCAAGAUAAAUCAAAGUGGUUUCAAGGAGCAUCAUCGAAAGAAGAAUCUGAUAAAGCAUUCGCGGUACUAGCCUCAAAGAAAGAGACUUUAGAAUUAACAAACGGCGAUGUCAUUCAUAAUGGAAGGAUCUUACGAAGCGGAAACGCUCAAAUGAAACAAUCCUUAGCCCCUUUAUCACCUGGCUUGACAAUUAUUCUUAAAGGACUUACAUCAUACAUUCAACUAACGGUCUUCGAUGAAGAAUGGUUAAUAAAAGAUCAAAAAGCGUGGUCUUCAAGAACUACAAAAUCCGAUAAGAAGGAAUCAGGAGAAGCUAGAAUAUACGGGGGAGAAGCACCUGUAGAAGAACUCACUAUUGACUAUGAAGUUUGGGGAGAUUGCAUAGAAUUAUUCUGCACCCAUUUAACAGAAUGUGGAUGGAAACCUGUAGCAGACAAAUUUGAAAGUCAUAUUGCGGUGGUGAAGAAGCUCCGUAAAGACUUCGGAUGGAUGGUAGCCUUGAGGUAUUGCCGAUUGGUGAGGCAAGGUGUAAUGCGCGAAACCGUGGAUAAAUCAGUCGGUAACUACGCGGAACUUCAAGAAGCAUUAUUAGUUGAAGCAAAGACCACGGCAGAAAGUUACAAUGAAAGACAUUAUAAAACCAAUCCAUACGCACCGGGUCGACCAAAAGCUCAUUUAUGUCCUUUAACCAACAAACCGAAGACCAUUACGACGACGAGAGAGUCAUCUGGAACGGUUGAGAACCGACACGCCAAUACCAGUAGCUAUAAAGGUAAUGGAAGGCGUGGAAAAGGCGGUGGUAAUUAUAAAGGAAGACAUGAUGAUGGAAGGAGCUGGAGGAAAGAUGACCGCUAUGGAAAUGAUCAAUACGCUAGUCACAGAGACAAAAGCAGAAGCCCCAACCGUAGAGAUAAGGAUGGUAAACCUGUCAAAGGAAAAAGAGCGUGA
Melampsora larici-populina 98AG31 is the source of this 1122-nucleotide messenger RNA. RefSeq lists its product as uncharacterized. The transcript has a single exon. NCBI's taxonomy places the organism in Eukaryota, Fungi, Basidiomycota, Pucciniomycetes, Pucciniales, Melampsoraceae. The coding region runs from base 1 to 1122 and encodes 373 amino acids. The record is from RefSeq and is a predicted model, not a curated record.